This is a messenger RNA of Hymenoscyphus albidus, 252 nucleotides long. Lineage: Eukaryota; Fungi; Ascomycota; Leotiomycetes; Helotiales; Helotiaceae. The record is from the annotation of a GenBank genome assembly.
AUGCCUUCUUCCACCUUCGAAACCACCGUUCAGCAAAUUCUCCAAGCUGAGAACGAAGACCAACGCAGCCAACCAUGGAAGAAAGAGAUGAAGGGCCUCAUUGAGACACCAGUCAAUGAUGCAAGUGAAGUUAUUCAGACCGGAGGGGCUUGUGAUGUGCUGAAGUUUAUUUUCCCUUGCUAGGUUGUGCGAAUGUAUGUUGGAGUCCAGUAUCCAUUCGCUAUGUCGGAAUACAGGCUGAUUGAGAGGUGA